ACGGACUUUGUAUCUCACAGUCGCCACGACCACCAUCUUGAAGGCAAAGGCACCCUCGAAUUCUGCCGUCGAGCGCGUAUCACGCGUAGAAAGGCACACGGCUAUCCUUCAUCUCAUGAUUACACGUACUUGAACGCGCGAUGACAGACUUGACUUUUUGUUAUCUGCACAUGACCGAAUAUGAACUGAGGGUCCUCGAUACAAUAGAGUCCAAAGAGUACAUUUCGACUGAUCUCUUGGAGCUCGAGAGUCGUGAAGUUGAUAUUCCGGAUCAUAUGCUCCCUCCAAAUCCCGAUGAACAUGAUAAACUCCCGUCGCAUACCCAUCCGUCCUAUCCAUACGGAAACCCUACGAGACUCAAUCAUCCUGCUGCCCAACAAAGAGUCAUACACGAUGCCACGGCACGCUCCGUUCUCCUUGGCAUGAGCUCUGCUGGUGGAGGACUAGAUGCGUUGAAGUGGAAAGAGCUGGCGCUGUCUGAAUUGCUGCCACUAGGAAAAUGGCGAAGCGGAGCCUCAGCUAACAAUCCACCACCUCAAUACGAACAAACUCCAAUGAUAAUCGCUGCUGGUCCUCCAGAGGAGGAGGAGGACGAAGAUGAGGAGGAUGAGGAGGAAGAAGAAGACGAGGACGAGGAAGAAGAAGACGAGGAAGACGAGGAGGAAUGAGGAAGAAAGUGACGAGGACGAAGAAUAAUCAUCAU
Molecule: messenger RNA, 703 nt
Organism: Desarmillaria tabescens
Lineage: Eukaryota; Fungi; Basidiomycota; Agaricomycetes; Agaricales; Physalacriaceae
Exons: 5
Coding region: 141-668 (175 amino acids)
Source: RefSeq, a predicted model, not a curated record